UUCGGCUUCCGUAGUUUUCUUCUUCCCGCAGUAGCUAGCUAGUUCCAACCAGAAGUGUAUAAUUUUAAAAGCAUAAAAUAUUAUUUUUGCAAAGCAAAACCUUUUUUUUAAACUAUUAACCUUUUUUCUUCUUUAGACGGAAUUAAAAAAAAAGUUCAGAUAAGUAAGCAUCUCUUAUACUCAGAAGCCAAACUCGGACGGCAUACUUAGCUUAUUAAGCCUUAUGCUGUUCUUUUUUGUUUGCUUGAAAUAGCCAGGCAUAUGCUAGCUCGCCACCAUCCAUCGUUUUUAGGAAAUUAAUCAUUAAAUUAAUGGUCUCCAGAGAAGAUGCUCUGGUUGGUUUUGUUGUCCUGCAGUCUGGUUCUGUCCAAUAUGGGACAGCCAGUUAACCGCGAGUGGGUCGACCCGUUCGACAUGCUAAACUACGACCCGAGCACCAAAACAAUGAAGAACUCUGAGUCACAAACCAAUGGUGCUGCUGAUCCCCAGCAAAGGGAGAAGGCAAACCAGCCUGUGCCCCACUGUAACCAACAGGUCACAGAUCUACAGAAACAGAUUGGAAAGCAAAAGAAUCAAAUCAAGAUCAUGUCCCAGCAACUUUCAUGCACAUCCGUCUUCAAGAGGUUCCUAAACAGACUCCUAAAUGAAGUAAACAGGUUUGGUGGGGCUUCUCAGCCUGAAGAUGGUACAUAUGAUGCCAGCAUUAAGUUAUCCAAACAAGCCAUAACAGAGAUCAAGUUAUUUUUGGACACUGAAGACCAGUGGAGAACUGGGGCUCUGGACAAUGCUUUAAGCCAGAUUCUGGUGGAUCUUAGACCUCAGAAUUAUGAAGCCUGGAUUUGGCGUUUUGAGGACACCUUUGGUGUAGAGCUUGACACUGUACUAAAGAUUGGAGGAUUUAUUUUGAUCGUGAUAGCAAUCAUCUGUACAGAGAUGUGGUCAGUCGUCUCCUGGUUUUUACAGGUUACAAGAAUGUUUAUGAUCUGCUUUUUUGUCAGCAUUAUCUGGAACUGGUUCUAUCUUUAUAAGAUUGCCUUUGCUAAGCACAAAAACAAUUUAGUGAAGAUGGACAAAGACUAUGCGAAAUGCAGUGGACUCAAGGAGAUUACCUGGAUUGACAGCGUGAAAGAGUGGUACAGAAGCACAUGGACUCUUCAGGAUGAUCCCUGUAAGGAAUACCACGAGGUUCUCAUGGUCAACCCCAUCCUGCUGGUUCCUCCAAUGAAGGCAAUCACUAUGACAAUUACAACCUUCAUCACAGAACCUUUGAAGCACUUUGGUCAGGGAAUCAGUGAGUUUCUUCGAGCCCUCCUGAAAGAUCUGCCAGUUACUCUGCAGAUACCAGUCCUCAUCGUCAUCACUCUCUCCAUUUUGGUGUUGGUGUAUGGCACUGUGCAGGCAGUUUUCCGGCAUGGCAUUCUGGCACCUUUUAGACGUCCUCAAAGGGAGACGCCUCAUCCAGUGAUUGAGCAACCACAGCUAAAUCCAAGGAGGAUUGAAGAUCAAGCUAACGAUGAAGUUAGGGCUCAACCUCCACUUAGGUUUGACCCAAGGGAUCGAGCCAACAAUGCCAGAGUGGAAAGGAACCAUAUUCAUCAGAGGCGAGGACCAGUUUCUGUGGAGACACUAAGAUCUGCUAGAACUGAGGUGGACUCUCCUCCGGCUGGAGCCAUUCUUGAAGAAGAGCGAACGUCUGCUGUGACGGAGCCUGAAAACCAGCAGUCAGAACCAGCAAAGGACGUGGAAGCAGGCGGAGACGCUGCUGACACAGCUCAGUCAAAACCCAAGAAAAACCAAUCAAAUUCAGAGCAGUCAAAAAGUCCACAGUUGAAGGAUUUUUCUGGAAUGAAUCCCAAUGAGGAAGACGCAGCUGACAAUUCUGAGGCGACAGAAAGGCAGCCUGCAGAGCAUGAAGUUCAGGAUGCUGGAGCUCCAGCAGACGAUGCCACCACCUCUGCUUUGCUGAGACAAAUUGAGACGGUGGGGACUCCGGUUGAGGACGUGCGUCCAACAGACGGACUGUAGACUUCUGUGAGAAACGGUCCUGAAAGUUUUUUUUAAAGACAUUAUCAAGGAAAGGAAUUGGGGGGGGGGGAGAAUUUGGUCAUCAGAGAAUCAUCAAAUACUUUUGUGGUUCGUUUUUUAAAAGUGAGUUGGGUUCAAAAUAUUAUAUAUUGUUACUAAUAGCUGCUUUGCAGUAACUGGAAAUAUUUUGAAAUUAAAAAAAUAAAUAAAAAGGGUUAAAAUAUUAUUUUUAAUCAAAUCAAUACUUUUGAUUUUAAAGCUAAAUUGAAAUUAUUGGGUUUUUUCAGAGUGCGGUAUAUGAAUAAUAAAUGAUAAUAAAAAAUGUGUCUUUAAUGUUCAAAAUAUCUUUCAGUUCAAGCGAUCAAGUGAAUUGUGCUUUUCACAAUAUUUAGGGGAUUUUUAUAAAAUUCCAAAUAAAUGGUUUUUGAAACUGAAAAGGAAUUUAAAAUGUUAUAACAUUUAUGAUAUUUUUUUGUAAAUUUCAAAGUUAAGCAUACAAAUUAUGUUCUUGUAAAUUUGAAAUGUUGAAAUAUUUGUAAAUAAUACGCAUUAAAGCAUAUUCCUGCAGUCCAGCCCACACCAUAACUGCAUCAUCAAGUUGGUGACGACACCACAGUGGUUGGACUCAUCCCCAGAGGUGAUGAGUCUGCCUACAGAGAGGAGGUCCUGAAGCUGACAACCUGGUCUUCAGAGAACAAUCUUACUCUAAACACCAGCAAAAUCAGGGAGAUCAUCAGGAAGCAUGGCACCGACCCAGCCCCCCUCCAUAUCCAUGGGGAGCAUGAAGAGAGGAUCUGCACAACAGUUUGGUUUGGCAGCUGCACCGUCCUGGAUAAGGAAAGCCUGCAGAGGGUCGUAGAGACAGCUCAGAAGAUCAUUGGACGCCCUCCCCUCUCCCUGACUGACAUCUACUCCCACGCUGCCUCAGCAGGAGCUGGAACAUCAUCAAGGGCAGAUCACACCCUGGCUCGGACUUGUUUGACCUGUUGCCCUCUGGGAGGCACUACUGAGGCAACAAACUGACUCACCUACUGUGAAUUUCACAAUGCACCACCCCUUCCCAGUUAGAUUGACACAGAUGCAUGUCUCGUCUUGUUAUUAAAGUCCCUGAAAACAG
Messenger RNA from Oryzias latipes (Japanese medaka), 3142 nucleotides. It is a transcript of the gene clcc1, whose product is annotated as chloride channel CLIC-like 1. Gene Ontology annotation, cellular component: endoplasmic reticulum; membrane. NCBI's taxonomy places the organism in Eukaryota, Metazoa, Chordata, Actinopteri, Beloniformes, Adrianichthyidae. Gene Ontology annotation, molecular function: chloride channel activity. The record is from RefSeq and is a predicted model, not a curated record.